This is a messenger RNA of Esox lucius (northern pike), 2406 nucleotides long. RefSeq names its product solute carrier family 14 member 2 (gene slc14a2). Bases 62 to 1468 code for a protein of 468 amino acids. Lineage: Eukaryota; Metazoa; Chordata; Actinopteri; Esociformes; Esocidae. Gene Ontology annotation, cellular component: membrane. Gene Ontology annotation, biological process: urea transmembrane transport. The record is from RefSeq and is a predicted model, not a curated record. Gene Ontology annotation, molecular function: urea transmembrane transporter activity. The transcript has 10 exons.
UAUAAACAGUAGGAGGAGCACUGCCACAGCACAUCUUCAGAUAAGCUGCAACACAACACAUAUGCCUGGACCACAUCCACCACUGCAGGUCCCCAAGAAUAUCUCCGGUCUCUAUAUUGCCUCAACGCAAGAACAUCCAUCCACAUUCCCUUCAAAGAAGCAGGAACAACAACCACUGAUGGCUAACCUGGAUCCAGAGGUGUCAGGGGGCAAGGAUCAGAAAUCAGCCCAGAGGGAGAAGACAGAUGCUGGGGAGCCUGCAGUUUGUACCUGUCAGCAAAAGGCCAAGGCCCAGUUUUUACUUCUACUGUCCUACUUCUCAGGAGACAUGGAAGUGUUUGCACAGUGGAUAAAAAAACAGUUCUUCCUGCUCCAGCUGUUAGAUUGGGUACUCCGUGGUGCUUCCCAGGUCAUGUUUGUCAACAACCCUCUGAGUGGCCUGGUGAUCUUUGCUGGGCUGAUCCUGCAGAGCCGCUGGUUGGCUCUGAACGGUUUUGUAGGCACACUUGCCUCCACCAUCUCUGCCAUCAUACUGCAACAGAGCAGGGAUGCGAUUGCAGCAGGCCUGUAUGGUUACAAUGGAAUACUGGUGGGGCUGCUGAUGGCUGUGUUCUCUAAUGCUGGAGACUGGUACUGGUGGCUCCUGCUGCCAAACAUCUUCAUGUCUAUGAUGUGUCCUAUAGUGUCCAGUGCAUUGGCGUCCAUUAACAGUCGUUGGGACCUGCCAGUGUUCACUCUGCCCUUCAAUAUACUGGUGUGUGUACACAUGGUGGCUACAGGCCACUACAACAACUACUUCCCACAAGUCCUCUUCCAGCCGCGCACACAACUAGCUAACAUCACCUGGACUGAUGUUGACGUGGCUAAGCUGUUCAGAGCAGUGCCAGUAGGUGUAGGCCAGGUGUAUGGGUGUGACAACCCCUGGACAGGAGGAAUCUUUAUGAUUGCCCUCUUCAUUUCCUCUCCUAUCACUUGUGCUCAUGCUACCAUUGGAUCUGCAGUCGGCAUGGUUUCAGGUCUGGCGCUAGCUGCUCCAUUUGAGGCUAUCUAUUUUGGUCUGUGGGGAUAUAACUGUGUCCUAGCCUGCAUCGCUAUUGGGGGGAUGUUCUAUGCUCUCACCUGGCAGGUACACCUGCUGGCAGUCACCUGUGCGUUCUUCUGUGCAUAUCUAGGCUCAGCCAUCACUAAUGUGAUGUCCACAUUUGGUCUGCCUGCCUGCACAUGGCCCUUCUGUCUCUCCGCGCUUACCUUCCUUCUGAUUACCACAGAAACCAAAACCAUCUUCAAGUUGACACUUGCCAAUGUGGCCUACCCUGAGAGGAACCUACGCUUCUUCUGGAAGCUCCGCAAGCAAGAGAGGUUGGAGAGAGAAGAGAAGAGCGAUAGGGAAAAGGAACAAGAGAUUAAGUGUAGCGAUAAAGAGAUGCUGAGGAUUGAGAUAGAGCGCAUGGAAGAUGGAAGAAAAUAAAAUUUAAUAAAUGAUCUAGGAGAGAGGGAUAAUGUAGAUGGGCUACAGUGAAGUGAGCAGCAUAGUAGAACAUGUCUGAACGACUCCAGGGGCAUCUGUUUUCUAUGAGGCGAAAGCACAAAUCUGAGCGUAAACCAUAAGUGGGAUGAUUUCCACAACAACUGUGAGAUUUAUUAAUAAGUCUGCUUGAGUGCAUUGGUGAAUUCAUGCACAGCCAUGACCAUGUGAACACACAGCGCAAAAGGCUGGAAUAAGCAAUGUGCUUGUCAAACAUAAGCGACAUGACCUCGCUUAUUCCAUAGGACAUAGGUCAUGAAAAAAUAUUUUUCAUUGUAUGUUAUAUUAUUAUAUAAUAAUCCAUAGAAAUUAGAGUUGUUUGUUAAAUUAUGUCUAUGUGUAAAGCCAUUAUUGAAAUAUAAUGGCUUUACACAUAGACAUAAUUUAACAAACAACUCUAAUUUCUAUGGAUUAUUAUAAUAAAAAAUGCACUGACAUGAUAGGAUUAUAAGACAUAUACAAUAAAGACAAUAAUGUUCAAUGUUGGAUGAAUUCAAUUGAAAAACUAUUCAAUUUGAACAUUAUUUCAUUCAAGAAAUAUAUUUCCACCACUAGGGUUAACUACUAGGGUCAUUGCUCUAAAAUCUCUUAACCCACCACACCGUCUGGCCAUUGUUUGAGCUACAUCCCGCUGUCACGUCUUGGAAUGGCUGGCGUGCCGUACCAGUGAGAUCCAAUGUCCGCAUUUGGAUCAUGCUUCUUGUCAUUGCCCUCACCUGUGUUCCUGAUCACUGUCACUAUUUAAGUUCCUCCUUUCCCAGUGUAUCUUGUCGGUCAAUGUUUGGUUACACCCAAAUGUAACAAUGUUCUGUUUAGUCUUGUUCUUUUGAUUCAGUUUUUUAUGUUUUAGUUUUUUUAUUAAAAGUUCUCUGUUCACCCUG